Messenger RNA from Moesziomyces antarcticus, 2070 nucleotides. Its product is annotated as nucleotidyltransferase. Gene Ontology annotation, cellular component: TRAMP complex; nucleolus. The record is from RefSeq and is a predicted model, not a curated record. Gene Ontology annotation, biological process: RNA 3'-end processing. NCBI's taxonomy places the organism in Eukaryota, Fungi, Basidiomycota, Ustilaginomycetes, Ustilaginales, Ustilaginaceae. Gene Ontology annotation, molecular function: mRNA binding; poly(A) RNA polymerase activity. The transcript has a single exon. The coding region runs from base 1 to 2070 and encodes 689 amino acids.
AUGCCGGUCGCAACCGAAGAAAAGGCCUUCGGGGCCCAGGACUUCAUCGCCUUCGACUUUGGGGCUGAACAGGAGGAGGAUGUGCCGCAGUCCUCAUCAGCUUCCCGCUCUCGUGGCGGAAGGAACCGGGACGAUGACGCUCCAGGUCCAUCACGCAAAGGUCAGAAGCGCAAGGCGGAGGAGCGCGAAGACGACGGUCGCUCCAAGAAGGAGAGGGAGAUGGCCAGGUCGCGUCACACGCCAUGGUCCGCCGACGUCGACUGGGCCAAGUGCCAGAACGGUGCUGAAGCGUUGCAUCGCGAGCUCAUGGCAUUCGACCACUGGAUGGCGCCCACCGCUGCCGAGCACGAGACGCGCUGCAUGGUCAUCGAGCUCAUCAGCCGCGCCAUCAAGUCUCAAUUCCGCGACGCCGAAGUGCACCCCUUCGGAAGCCAAGAGACCAAGCUCUACCUUCCGCAGGGUGAUCUCGACCUCGUCGUCGUCAGCCGCUCCAUGGCCAACCUUCGAACGCAGUCUGCUCUUCGCACCAUGGCAGCCUGUUUGCGACGCCAUAACCUCGCCACCGACGUGCAGGUGAUUGCCAAGGCCAAGGUGCCCAUCAUCAAGUUUGUCACCACCUACGCGCGCCUCAAGGUCGACAUCUCGCUCAAUCACACCAACGGCCUCACCACAGCGAGCUUCGUCAACAGCUGGCUGCGAAAGUGGCCACACAUCCGACCGCUCAUCAUUGUGGUCAAGCACCUCCUCAUGCAGCGAGGCAUGAGCGAGGUCUUUUCGGGCGGCCUGGGAAGCUACAGUAUCAUCAUCAUGGUCAUCAGCUUCCUCCAGCUUCAUCCCAAGGUGCAGCGUGGCGAGAUCGAACCAGGCCGCAGCCUCGGCGUGUUGCUGCUCGAAUUUCUCGAGCUUUACGGCAAAAACUUUGGCUACGACAACUGCGGCAUCUCGAUCCGUGGGCGAGGCGGAUACUUCAGCAAGGCGCGCCGUGGGUGGAAGGAUGAGCGAAGACCCUUUAUGCUCUGCAUCGAGGACCCGCACGAUCCCUCGAACGACAUCUCCAAAGGCUCCUUUGGCAUCAUCAAUGUCAGGUCCACGCUGGCCGGUGCGUUCGACAUCCUCACAGCAGCCAUCUGCCAGCAGGCAAACGAGGCGGGUCCGAGUCGCAGCGCGCGCACCGACAGCGGGCGCAAUAAGCACCGUCGCUUCUCGGUCGAUUCGGAUUCGGACUCGGAUGCCGAGGCGCGCCGUGCGCUCGUGCGCGACUCGACCGCCGAGGGCGGCAAAGACGACAAGGACCCCAACAGUCUGCUGGGCACCAUCUUGGGUAUCUCGAACCCGGUCGUGCGACAGAGGAAGGAGAUGGAGGAGCUCUUUUACUCGGGAUCGUUGCAGUUCAAGCUUGGCCGACCGGCGCCACCCAACAGUCCGCCUCCGGCCCGUCCGCGCGAGGUGCGUGACUCGAAAGCAGACGCUCCCGCCCCUAAGGCGCAGAGUGCGCGACAGAGCAAGCCGAGCAAAGACAGUAAGCCGGGCAAAGACAGCGGCGUAGUCGCGAUCAGCGAGACGGCGAGCACGGGCAAGCGCGGUGCCAUGCCGAGCCUCUCUAUCCGUGGCUCAGCGAAUGCAGCCAAGGCCUCUAGCAGCGCUCCUGCCCCUGCGAAGCGCAAAAAGGAAGCUCGCGCCGAGUCGUCGGAUGACGAUGAGGUGCAGUUCGUAGGAGCGCGCAAGGCGGGGGAUGAGAGCGAGGAGGACUCGAGGUACAGUGCAAGUCGUUCGGCCAAGAAGCGCACGCGCAAGGCCACGGCCGAAAUCACGCAGGAAGAGCUCGAGGAUCUGUCGCAGUCGGCACCCUCGACGUUUGUGUCGGACAACAGCGAUGACGAACGAGUGGAUGCUGGUAUUCAGCUGCCAACACUCGAGACGAACGGUGGCACCAAGGCAUCGCCAAAGACGUUGGGUGGCGCAAGGGGUAUGGCGAGGAUUUCGUCGCGCACCAAGAACGACUUCUGGGCCGCCAAGGGCGUCGACACGUCGGGCGAGCCGUCGCCUUCACCACCUCCUGCAGACGAGUAG